AUGCCUGUCCUCUCCAAACCACUGGCCCCCUGGGUCUUCAGCCGCGACCGGCACAACGUAACCCGCUUUCAAGAGCGUAGCAUCCGCCGGACCUUUCGCUUCCUCGACCUGCCUGCAGAGAUGCGUGAGAUGAUCUACGACCUGUGCAUCGAUCUCCAGAGCGUUGAUCGCUACUUCGACACUCGCUACCUGGCCAUCAACCGUCAAACGAAGUACAAGGAAGAACCUCACCUCGUCAAGCUCCGCUACCCAAAGUACCGCAUGAAGACGCACCCAAUAUUCUUAAUCUGUCAUCAGAUCUGCGACGAAGCGGCCAGCUUGAUGUCCAAAAAGAGCGUCAGCUUCCACCAUGGCCUGCUCGGCGCCUGGCAGAUCUCCGAUGUACUGUCUGAAAACAUCCUGCAGACUGUGCAAUCCAUCAACAUCACCACCAAAGGCCACCCGAUCUUGAGAGACUGUACUUGCCUUCCCUCCUGGCGUGGCUACCUCGAUCUUCUCGCAGACCUCUCCCGCAUCCUCUCCGAAGGCCACAGGCUCAAGAGCCUCACCAUCGACCUCGAAGAUGAUACUCUCAAAGAGCACGUCACCGACUGCUGGGAGUCCAGCAUCAAGUGCGACUAUCGCAACCACAUCAAAGAAGUCUGCGGCCGUCUCAAAUACAUUCGCGGCGUCGGCAACGUCACCAUCAAAGGCCUCCCUUCUGCACUCGCUGCCUCCCUCAAAGAGCGCAUGGAGUCCAAGCCCCGCCCAAUCUACUUCCUCGACUUCCCAGGCGAGAUCCGCAACAAGAUCUACGAAUACGCCGUCGACUACUCCGGCCCCAACACCCAGCUUCAGCGCAUCGUCAAGAACUGGGCCGCCACCAACACGCUCGAAACCCACUACCCGACCAAGACCACUCCCACCAUCCUCCUCCUCAACCGCCAAAUCUACAACGAGUGCUCCACCCUCCUCCAUCCCACAACUCUCCGCGUCACCUGCCCCGCCACCGCCGCCCUCCAAAGCCAGAAAGACGUCCCGGACCUCCUCCGACUCAUCUCCGCCCCUACGCUCCAGAAGCUACAGCACCUCGACCUCCGCCUGGAGAGCUGGGAAUGGAUCUACGCCGUCGAAUGCCUCUUCCACGCCCUCUCCCACGGCAACACGCUACAGACUUUCCGCUUCGAGUUCCGCGAUUCGCUGAAGCAUCAGUUCCAGGCGCCCGAUAAGAGGUAUCCUGACAAGAACCUCGCGACCAGUCUGAGCGAUCUGGAGUACGUGCAGGGGGUGGGGCAGGUGAAGUUUGUGGGUAGUUUGCCCGGGUGCUAUACGAGGCCGUUGAUUGAGAUGAUGCAGUUGCGACAGGGGUCGCUGGUGCAGUUACCGCGGCCGAUGGCGAGGAGGGGGGAUGGUAAGAAGGUGCGGCUUCAUUAUGAGGGCUGA
Molecule: messenger RNA, 1422 nt
Organism: Saxophila tyrrhenica
Lineage: Eukaryota; Fungi; Ascomycota; Dothideomycetes; Mycosphaerellales; Extremaceae
Exons: 2
Coding region: 1-1422 (473 amino acids)
Source: RefSeq, a predicted model, not a curated record